UCUCUGAGCGAGUGACAGUAGGGGAGCAGUUACUACUAAUAGGCACUUCAUUCUCAAGAAAAAACACCACAAUAUUCAAGAAUCUCGAAAGUUGUUUGGUGGCAAACUUUAUACCGCAAUUUAUUCAAGAAACAAAAAACACCACCCUAUGGUAGCACAUUGCAAUAUUCAUAGCCACAAAACUCAAUAUUUUCAGUCCAAAAUUCAAAGAAAACAAACACUUUUCAGGCAAUGAGGCCGGCUAUAGUAUUUUCCGGAGUAUUCCUUCUGGUGGCACUGUACUGUGGUCUUGACCCUUUUAAGCACAGUGCAAUUUCUGAUUUGAAAGACUUUAAGGCUUACAAAGUUGAAGUGCCAGCGUGGUCUGAAAUUCCAGUCGACAAAGACACCAAGAAUUUGCUUCAGAAAUCAGAAAACAAGUUCUUGAACCAGAUUCAGGGUCCUGAAAGUAUUGCAUUUGAUCCGCAAGGUCGUGGACCUUACACAGGUAUAGCUGAUGGGAGAAUUGUGUUUUGGGAUGGAGAGAAAUGGAUUGAUUUCGCAUAUACCUCUGCUAAUACGUCUGGCCUUUGUGACCCAAAACCAUCACCCCUGGGCUAUUUAAAAAAUGAGCACAUCUGUGGUAGGCCUUUGGGAUUACGGUUUGAUAAAAGAACUGGUGACUUGUAUAUUGCAGAUGCAUAUUUUGGGGUGAUGAAAGUAGGGCCUGAAGGUGGCCUAGCAGAAUCAUUGACAACUGAGGCUGAAGGAGUGCCUCUGGGAUUCACAAAUGACUUGGAUGUUGAUGAUGAAGGAAACAUCUAUUUUACUGAUAGCAGCACUAAGUACCAAAGAAGGAAUUUUAUGUUGUUGGUUUGCUCAGCAGAAGAUAGUGGGAGGGUUCUGAAGUAUGAUCCUAGUACUAAACGAACCACAGUUCUUAUGCGGAAUCUCCAAUUCCCAAAUGGUCUGUCAUUGAGCAAGGAUAGUUCCUUCUUUGUAUUCUGCGAAGGUGCCAAGGGCAGGUUAAAGAAGUACUGGUUGAAAGGCGAGAAAGCGGGGAGCUCAGAAGUGAUGGCAGUGCUCCCAGGAUAUCCAGACAAUGUCAGAGCAAAUGAGAGAGGUGAAUUUUGGGUAGCAAUCCACUGUCGCCGCACCAUUUACAGCUAUAUAAAUUCCAAAUACCCGCAACUUCGUCUAUUCUUGCUUAAGCUUCCUAUCCCAGUAAAGAUCCGCUCCUUCUUGCACGUUGGAGGCCAGCUACACGCUAUUGUUGUGAAGUAUAGCCCUGAAGGUAAACUGUUACAGAUAUUGGAAGAUGGAGAAGGGAAAGUUGUUAGAGCUGUAAGUGAAGUUGAGGAGAAAGAUGGGAAGCUUUCGAUGGGAAGUGUGUUGAUGCCUUUCAUUGCUGUUUACCAAACAGAAUGAGCUAACGAGUUAGUAUCUGUUUA
This is a messenger RNA of Lycium ferocissimum, 1430 nucleotides long. Its product is annotated as protein STRICTOSIDINE SYNTHASE-LIKE 3-like. The coding region runs from base 232 to 1407 and encodes 391 amino acids. The record is from RefSeq and is a predicted model, not a curated record. Gene Ontology annotation, molecular function: strictosidine synthase activity. NCBI's taxonomy places the organism in Eukaryota, Viridiplantae, Streptophyta, Magnoliopsida, Solanales, Solanaceae. Gene Ontology annotation, biological process: biosynthetic process. The transcript has 4 exons.